This is a messenger RNA of Carassius gibelio (silver crucian carp), 1223 nucleotides long. Its product is annotated as methyltransferase-like protein 27. Gene Ontology annotation, molecular function: S-adenosylmethionine-dependent methyltransferase activity. The coding region runs from base 36 to 764 and encodes 242 amino acids. The record is from RefSeq and is a predicted model, not a curated record. The transcript is spliced from 6 exons. Lineage: Eukaryota; Metazoa; Chordata; Actinopteri; Cypriniformes; Cyprinidae.
UGCAGCAUGCAUCUAUCUUUACUAACACAGUUCACAUGGCGGAUGAAUGGAGGCAGACGACCACAGGAAUGGCAAACAGCAGUCGGACCUUUUCUGAUGUGAGGAAUGUGAUCCUAUCGGCCCAUAAAAACUCAGGGGCCCAAGAUAAGGUUGGCUUCUAUGAUACCUGGGCUGAAAACUAUGAGCAGGAUGUAGCUCUGCUGGAUUACCGUGCCCCCCUGUUGGCAGCUGAGUGUGUGAGCUCAUUUUUCAGAGGUGACAGAGAGAAGGCCACUGUCCUGGAUGUGGCCUGUGGAACAGGCCUAGUCUCUGCACAUCUGAAGAAAAUGGGGUUUCGUCAUUUUGUCGGAAUAGAUGGAAGUUUGAAGAUGCUGGAGUUGGCAAAGAAAACUGGACUUUAUCAGCAGCUUUCACGAUGCCUGCUCGGUCAAGACGAAAUUCCUGUUAAAUCCGAAACAUAUGAUAUUGUUAUAAUUGUUGGAGCUCUAAGUGUUGGGCAGGUGCCUUUAACAGUCAUCAGAGAACUCUGGGAUGCUACAAAACCAGGUGGCUAUGUGUGCAUGACUACAAGAGGGAACACUGAUAACCGGGAGUACAAGGCUGAGCUGGAGCAAAUGAUCAGGGCACUCGAGGACGAGCAGAAAUGGAGCCGUGUGACUGUAGUUGAGGUGGAGGAGUGGGAGAAGGCCGUUUCAGAACAGGACAGCGGGUACAUUCCUGGAGCCAUUUAUGUGUAUCAAAAAGUUUUUAAAUGCAGUCCAUGAUUUUAGGACCACACAAGGGAAACCAAUGACCAAAUAUGAUCAAUAAUCCAUGCAUGCAGGUAAUCUAAAGAGUUGUUAUUCCACCAGCAGGUGGUGGUAUUUUUUCAGAAAUGAUAGUAAGAUAUAUAUAUAUAUAAUUCCUCCAGAGAAGCAGCUGACAAGAGAAAAGCGCAAACAUGAUCUAAUUGUUUGUUUUGGCACCAAAUUAUUUCUCCUGGCACUGGUACACAGUGCAUCCUUUUGAAAAACGUUAAGGUUUUUGUUCAAGUAAAGACCAUGAACCUAAAGGAUUUUGUGAGAAAAUGUCUAAGGUGUGAGGUUACAAUUCUACCAUUCCCCAGUUACGUCUAACCUUUCGGUUUGCCACUCCUCGAUACUUCCGACCGCUACACUUUUGAAACUGUUGGUUUUGCUGGUGUCAUGUGACAAAAAUAAAUAAAUAAAGCAUACAAACAGAUA